Bombus terrestris (buff-tailed bumblebee) is the source of this 1925-nucleotide messenger RNA. Its product is annotated as polyisoprenoid diphosphate/phosphate phosphohydrolase PLPP6. The transcript is spliced from 4 exons. Bases 243 to 848 code for a protein of 201 amino acids. Lineage: Eukaryota; Metazoa; Arthropoda; Insecta; Hymenoptera; Apidae. Gene Ontology annotation, molecular function: sphingosine-1-phosphate phosphatase activity. The record is from RefSeq and is a predicted model, not a curated record.
GGAGGGAAAUGGAUCGGAUUGCGUGGUCGGCACGAGGCUGGUUAGUAUGAGUGCAACGGGAUAAAAGAGAGAGCAAAAGUAAGAGGGCAAGAGAUAGAGAUGCGGUUAGGGAUGGAAGCGCGCGUGUGUAGGUGGAAAAGAGGAGACGAGAGGAGCGCCAAGAAGGCUUACGUCGGAGAGAGAGAAGGAUACGUGAGAGAGAGUGAGAAAGUUUCGAGCAUUCUAAAAGAGAAAUUCCAUCAAUGUUAAAUAAAAUACUAGACCGUGAUGUCCAUUUAACAAGAAGUGUUGUUAAAUGUGUAGAAGCCUUGCCACUAAUGAAAAAGUUAAGAAAGCAUUACAAAAUGUUAGAGAUAUCUUGCCACGCAGUACCCUGGAUAACAUCGAUACUUGCAUUUAUUUGGAUUCUUAAUAAUAAAAAUUUGUAUCAAAUGCAAGUCAAUUUGUUAAUGGCUUUAAUACUGGACAUUAUCAUUAUUGCUAUAUUGAAAGCAUAUAUAAGAAGAAGAAGACCAGCAGUUAACGAUGAUCCUUUUUCACUAGGACCUGAUAAGUAUUCAUUCCCAUCGGGUCAUGCUUCUCGGUCGGUACUUAUCUUUUAUUUCUUUAAAUAUCUAUGGCCUGUGUCUGAUAUUUGUCUCCUAUCGAUAUUAAUAUGGAUCUUCGCUGUAAUUCUGUCUAGACUUUUAAUGAGAAGGCAUUAUAUUCUUGAUAUUUCUGCAGGGAUUUUUCUAGGUUAUAUUGAAGGAAUGCUUGUAAGCAUUUUAUAUUUAGAAUCUGAAACUUGCUCCAAUUUAAUAUAUUGGAUAACUGAUGAGAAACUAGAUGGUGCAGAAUAUGAUAUAUAAAAUUGAUUCACUUUUUUAAUAUAAUAUUAAGCAUUGAUAGAAGAUUAUGUCAAUCGUUGUUAUCUUUUAUAAUAUUUAUGUUAUGCGUUUGAUUAAUCAUUUGCAACAAAGAAAGACAUUGAAAUACAUUAUAUUUUUUUAUAUUCAUUUCUAAAUUAGAUAAGUUGAUAUUGAAAAUACUAAAGCAAAGGUAAUUAUCAGAUAGAGUGCUAUUUUUGUUAUAGUAUCAUUAUUAUCAAGACUGUUUAUGUAAGCACUGUUAAUUACUUUUAUGAGAUAGGAUAUGAAAUGGUUUUUAAUUAUAUAAUGAUACAUGCUUUAAAUUAUGAAUUUAUGGAAGAAAUUUAUACCAAAUAAUGCAAUCAUAUUUAUAUACUUUUAUUUUCUUAUCACAUAAUAUAUUUUUAUCGACAACAAUUUCAGAUUCCACCUUGUCCUAGCAAUAUCGUAGAUUUUUACGAAUUUCAUAAUAGAAAAUACAAAGGUUGUAGAGCAUAAUCAAUAAAUAUAUUUUGUAAUAAACGUCUUUGUUCCAAUAAAUGUUGAACUUGACGAGAUUGAAAAGGAAUAAUAAAAGAUUCCUUUAGAGUUGAGUAUGUAAUGUAAAAAAAAGGGGAAUGAUAAGUUUAUUGUACAAAUCACGUAUCGUUACAUUUGUAAUAUAUGAAAAAUGGUCUUGUACCAUUUUCAUCUACGUAUAAAAUUACAAGCCAGCCUAUAUGUAUGUAUAUAUGCAAUCUACACGUUAUGAACGUCAGUCGUGUACUACGAUAUUAAUCUGGUUUCCUACAAUAACUUACUAACAAUUUCAAUAUUAUCAUCGUUUCAGUCAAUUGAAACAUAUCGAUUAGAUAUUCAUUUUCAGCAUAGGUAUUCUGUUAUACUGGUAUUCGAGUUUAAAUUAAAAACGUAUAAAGAUUUCCAAUGUUUUUUCAAUAUAAUGCUAAACCUAAUUAGAGCUCGAAGAAGUGCGAGAAAUCAUCAACAUUUGGAUUUUAUUUUUUUGGAGAUAUAACUUUUAUAAUUUCUCCUCAUGUCUCAAGUUAUUAGCCAUAGUAAACUAAAUAUUAAAAAGUU